AUGGACUCGAAUCCCAGUUCUAAUCAGCCGAAACCAAGAGCUGUUCCCAAGAAAGUUAUUCCUCCUGACACACACGAGACUCUGCCUCCGCGGGUGGGGAACAUUUCAAGGGAUCUUGCGGAUCAUAUUCCUAUCCAUUCAAGGAAAUCCUUCCCCGCAAUUCGAGAUAGGCUUGGACUGUCUCCAAGAUCACCAUCUGAUGCGACUAUGCCGUUCCCUUCUACUACCGGACCGAGAAGUAGAAAGGCUGUGAAAUUAACGCAGCUCAAAGUUAAUCUGGACAAGCAUAUUUCUCCUUCAGCAUCCUCUCCUUCGUUUGCAAUUCACUCUGAAAGAAGCACCACUGAACAACAUCUCUUUACCAUUUCUUCUAGACAGGUGGAGGAUCAAGUGUUUGAUUCAUUGCUAUCUGACCAAGUUGUUGUUCCUUAUAGGUUAGAUCCAUCUGUGGGUGUUUUCCGCACUUUACUGUAUAAAAUUAACCAGUCCAUAUUAAAGUUUUCUGCAAAAUAUGCCAGAGUCUUUGAUGGAGACAUUGAUAAUGUCCCCGACUAUGUUAAAGCAUUUACUCUAAGGUUGAAGAAUUGUUUUAAGCUAUAUGGGUUGCCCGAAAAAAUUGAAAAGCUCACCAGUUUAAAGCAUUUUGUUUUUGACAUUCUUGGACGAUCGGGUUCUAUGCCUCAUGGGAUAGAGCUGAAGGAUUUGGUUGAUCUGACUGGAUCAUUAUGUAUUUUAAACAUGGAAAACGUCUCAAAUUUUGAGGAAGUCCGGGAGGUUGAUUUGAGUAGUAAGAAGUUGGUCGGUCUAUACCUAAGGUGGACUACCUCAAGGGAAUGUGAUGCUGUCAAAGAAGAACAAAUCCUUCAAUAUAGUCAACCUUCUUUGGAUCUUGAAGAGUUAGAAAUAGCAAGUUAUGGAGGUUUUAAGCUUCCAAAUUGGUUUUCUGAUUCAUCCUAUGUCCGUCUAGUUGAUAUGAAACUUUAUAAUUGCAUGAAUUGUGAAUGUCUUCUACCCAUCGGUAAAUUGCCGGCUCUUCGCUUUUUGCUUAUCGACGGAAUGGACAAGCUUGAAAGAAUAGAUGAACACUUUUGUCGGGAUGGAGAAGAUCAACAAUAUCAUGCAUUUCCAAAGUUGGAAAAACUGUCAAUUCAAUACAUGCGUCAAUUAAAAGAGUGGACAGGAGUACAAAAUGGAGACUUUCCAUGGUUGAAUAAACUUCAGAUAACAUUUUGCCCUGAACUGCACUCACUUCCAGUGUUGUCUAGCCUCGAUUCUCUUAAGCAUUUGAAAUUGAGUUGUUGUCCAAAUAUCAAGUACUGGAGAGAGAUAGCUCAUGUCCCCAAUGUAUUUAUUGACGGUGAACAAAUCACUCGUACAUCUUAA
Molecule: messenger RNA, 1383 nt
Organism: Arachis stenosperma
Lineage: Eukaryota; Viridiplantae; Streptophyta; Magnoliopsida; Fabales; Fabaceae
Product: putative disease resistance protein RGA4
Exons: 4
Coding region: 1-1383 (460 amino acids)
Source: RefSeq, a predicted model, not a curated record